AUGGGCCGACUUGACGGCAAGAGUAUAGUAGUGACGGGCGCGGGAGGUGGGUUUGGGCGAGGUAUCGUCCAGAAGCUCACAGCCGAAGGAGCCUCCGUCCUGGCUGUUGACAUCAACAGCGCCGAAAACGACAAAACAGUCGCGUUGUGCUCUCCGAACCCCGGAAAAGUCCACGCCUUUACAGGCGAUAUAACACUCGAAUCCUCGUGGCGCUCCAUCCUCUCAACAGCCCUCGAGAAAAACUCGAAUCGCCUCGACGUGGUCGUCAACUGUGCCGGCGUGGUGAAUCUCGCAGCACCAUCGCAUGAAAUGGCCGAGGAAGAGUUCGAAAGACUGUUUCGUGUGAAUGUAAAACCGUUGUAUUUGAGCACCAAGGUGAUUGUGCCGUGGUGGAAGGAGAACAAGAUCCCAGGAUCAUUUAUCAAUCUGAGCAGCAUCAGUGACCCCCGACCGAGGCCGAAUUUGGUGUGGUAUGCUUCGAGUAAAGGAGCUGUUACAGUUGCCACGAAAGGUCUUGCGGCAGAAUAUGCCGUCGAUCAGAUCAGGUAUAACUGCAUUCGACCAGCGGUUGGAGAAACGGCCAUGCUUGCUCGAGCAAUUGGUGGGCAAGACACGCCAGAAGGACGUAAAAAGAUCGUGAGCACGAUCCCCCUCGGUCGUGUGUGUCAGCCAUCCGAUAUUGCAAACAUGGUGUGCUUUCUAGCAUCAGACGAAGCGAGUUAUAUCACAGGGGCGGCAUUCGAUGUUGACGGCGGCAGAGGUGUGAGUUGA
Molecule: messenger RNA, 771 nt
Organism: Fonsecaea multimorphosa CBS 102226
Lineage: Eukaryota; Fungi; Ascomycota; Eurotiomycetes; Chaetothyriales; Herpotrichiellaceae
Exons: 4
Coding region: 1-771 (256 amino acids)
Source: RefSeq, a predicted model, not a curated record